Molecule: messenger RNA, 3138 nt
Organism: Dermacentor andersoni
Lineage: Eukaryota; Metazoa; Arthropoda; Arachnida; Ixodida; Ixodidae
Biological process (GO): regulation of gene expression
Cellular component (GO): nucleus
Source: RefSeq, a predicted model, not a curated record
UAUACGUUCGAGUCGCUGGUGCAUCGCGCAGCUUAGCGUGAUAAGAAACACAAUUAAGGCGCAUGACAAGCACGUCAACUCACGCCAGCAUGAUAGAGAUAUCAGAGUAUAACGUGGCAGAAAAUUCAGAAUAAAUUAAAAUAUUAUCUUUGACGAGGCCUUCGUUGCUUUCCCCGACUCCAUGGAAGAAGCGCGCGCUCAUUUCCAAAGUGUCUAAACGCGCGACAAAAAAGUCCGGCAAUGAAAGUAGAAGAAAAAAAAAGAGAGAGCAACAGAAACGUGAAACACAGCCGACACGGCGCUUUGAUCACGUGGCUUCAACCCUUCUCGCAUUUUUUUUUUUUUUCGUACCCGCUCAUUUAAAUUUUUUCACGAUCACCGCGGGGCACUCUCCCUCGCGCUGAGCCCCGGGUCCCCCUUCUAUUUUUCUGUUCUUUCUUUUUUUUCUCGUUCUUUUUUUUUUUCCACUGCGUUCAUCGCUUGGCGGCGCGUGGCCGUAGCGUACAGAGCGUCGGCCACUCGAAGCGGCGGUCCCGACAGGCCCGUCUAGACGGUGGCCGCCCGCCCUCGCCUCCGCGCAUCGUGCGGGUUCUAUGCCUCGGCGACGGCUCGUAGACGGCGGUGGUCGUCGGGCUCGCUGCCGACUUCGCCGCCGUCGCUUCUUCGAACCUUCUCGGCGCGAUCUCGCGAAGGUCGCCGACGCAAGAGGCGCGGGCGCGUGCUGCAGCUGCCGCGUGCUGCUGCGGCUGCUGCUGCUGCUGCUGCGAUGAUUGCGAGACGCCUGCAGGCAGGCAGGCGGUCGCACCAAACACAGCAGCAGCAGCAGCUGAGGAGGACGCCUUCGCUGUAUCGACCUCCCCACUCCCCUCCGCCCCCCCCCCCCCCCACCCUCGCCAGUGGUUCGCGUUGAAGCCGCCGCCUCCUCGCGAAAUGGGUUAAAACCGCGGCUCUCCCGAUGCCGCGACUUCGUCACGCGUUCCGUCGCGGCCGAGACGCUUCUCGGUGUUCCUCCCCUCUCCGUCCCCGCCUGCUGCUUCGACUCGGCGAGAGACGUCGACGGACGACGCCUCCUUGUUCUUCCGCGAAAGACUUCCUUGCCUUCCUUGCACGGUGAAAAGCCACACCAACCUGCAAGGGGCCUGCCAUGCUGCUGGAACACCGGACCCGUAUUGGCGAACAGCGCCCGGCGUCACCGACAACAUGUCACCGGAGUGCGAUGAAAGAGGCCAGUGAGGCCGAGGAAUGUCGCAGCAACGGCGGCAGCCCCGGCAGCGCGGCGAGCACCACGAGCGGCGGCGGCAACGGCGCGGCGGGCUCUUCCUCGGCGCCGUCGAGCGCCGGCGGCAUCGGCGGCGGAGGCUCGCGCAGCCCGCCGCUCCCGGGCGCCGCAUCCUCGACGACGGGAGAGCUGGCCUUCCUCUCGAACCUGCUGGGACGACGCGAGGCGCCGCGCGACAAGGUCUUCACUUGCACUGUCUGUAGGCGAUGCUUCGGCUACAAGCAUGUGCUGCAGAACCACGAGCGCACGCACACGGGAGAGAAGCCGUUCGAGUGCCGCGAGUGCCACAAGCGCUUCACGCGCGACCACCACCUGAAGACGCACAUGCGGCUGCACACGGGCGAGAAGCCGUACCACUGCACGCACUGCGACCGCCAGUUCGUGCAGGUGGCCAACCUGCGCCGACACCUGCGGGUGCACACCGGAGAGCGGCCGUACGCCUGCGAGCUGUGCGACUCCAAGUUCUCCGACUCGAACCAGCUCAAGGCGCACAUGCUCAUCCACAAGGGCGAGAAGCCGUUCGAGUGCCAGCUCUGCUUGGGCCGCUUCAGGCGCCGCCACCACCUCAUGCACCACAAGUGCCCCAAGGACGAGGCGAACGCCGGCAAGCCGCGCCGCGGCCGGAGGCCCCGCGCCUACGAGGUGGCCGUCUCGCCGCCUUCCUCCCUGGCCGCGACGGCCGCGGUGCCCGUCAACAACAGCCUGGCCGCUGCCGCCGCGCUCUCGCCCACCGCCGCAGCCGCCGCCGUGAUCCCGCCCGCGGCCCAUUCGGUCAUCGGGGGACCUCCCGGCGAGCCGCCCAAGAGCCGGCGGAAGCCGCGCCACACGAUCCGCAUCCUGACGCCACAGCAGCGCGACCUGUUCCUCGAGACGGAGCAGACCGAGCCGCUGGACAUGUCCAUGUCGCCAACGCCGCUGCUGCUGCCGUCGACGCCGUACCGCUACCCGACGCCCGGCGUGCUCGACCUGUCCAGCUCGCGGUCCGACUCCGAGGCUCCCGAAGACGAGGAGGACGGCGAAGAGGACAUCAUGGAGGAACCCGAGGAAGAGGAGCAAGACCUGCGCAUCAACCACGACCACCGACGCAAGGAGCUGCUCGCCGAGCGGCUGCAGGGCGUUGUCGACCACCACCGACUCGCGGCCGUGGACCACCGGCUCACGGCGGUUGACCACCGGCUGGGCGUCGGCAUCGACCACCGUCUUGCCGUCGACCACCACCGGCUGGGGGAGCGGCUCGAGGACCGGCUGGCCGCGGGCUUCCAGCUCGACCUGGUGCGGCGCCGGGGCCUUGCCCACGGGCUGGCGCUGCCGCACGUGCUCCCGCCCGUCCUGGCGCGAGGCCUGUCCAGCUCGCCGGACCACGACGGUGACAACACGAGCAACGGAUCCUUCGCCCUGGCCGCCUCGUCCUAGCCCGAUGCUGCGGCCCCUUCCUCUCCGGCGGAGCAGAGGAAGUAUCUUUGCACUUCCUCGCACGGACUCCCAUGUCGGCGUCUCCCGUUGUUAAACCCUCCCCCCAGUUCCCCUGCCUCGUUGUUCCGCGAGGCCGCCUGUCCAGUGCGGGGCGUGCCGACCGUCGUUGUGCUCCACUAUAUAAGCGGGGAGACCCGCGUGCGUGUGUUGUAACGGACUUGUGUGGACACCAUUUGCCACUCGACGAUUGUAGCGAGUGUGAGUGUGCCUGCCAACGGGUAUCGAGCGAGGUUUAAAAAGAGGAAAUCAAACGUUUUUUGACGGUUGAAUAUCAAAAAAAGUGGCGCGCUCUUUAUUUUCCUUGUAUGUAUUUUGCGAAGGUGUUUGUGAACGUAUAGAAUAUUAUACAUACAUAAAUAUAUUAUAUAAAUAUAUAUACAUAGACA